AUGUUUAUGGGAUCCACUACGGAAUAUGUCCAGAUAAAGCCGUUGGAGUACUCGACAGAACCAGCACUCGCGCUCCAUUUCGAUAUUAGCGUGUUGAAGAAUGGCCCGAAAUUUAGGACUAGAAGGCUUAAACAGACAUAUGCUGUCUCAUCGAGGCUCUGUGGACGCAAAGUCUUAAGUAUCCAACUAGCCUCCUCGAUCGACUUUGAAUCAGAUUCCGAUCUGAUAGUCAUGCGGUUCCAGGUUCGUGAGCUGUGCUUGGAGGAAGACAUGAACGACGCCAUUCUCGAUAGAUACGAAUUUGUCUCGGCUAUCAGCUUUGUCUGGUGCGUGACCUUAUGGAAUUAUGGUGGAAGAGAGUGUGAUAUUGAUACUCUGGCCACAGAGCUUUGA
Penicillium soppii is the source of this 393-nucleotide messenger RNA. RefSeq lists its product as uncharacterized. Lineage: Eukaryota; Fungi; Ascomycota; Eurotiomycetes; Eurotiales; Aspergillaceae. The transcript is spliced from 2 exons. The record is from RefSeq and is a predicted model, not a curated record. The coding region runs from base 1 to 393 and encodes 130 amino acids.